CCUCGGUGUCCAGACCUGCGUUGGCCAUAGCUUUCGCGGUUGCGUGCGGCGGCUCGGCCAUCGGCAAGGCCAUGGCGGAACCCGAGAUGUGCCUGAUUUGCCAUGACUGCCUGCUCGAGAAACCGGUGAGCGUGCCGGAGUGCGGUCACGCCUAUCACAGGGAUUGCCUUGCGAGCUGGCUGGCGCAAUCCAAAGGCGAGUGCCCCCAGUGCAAGCAGCGCUGCAGUCUCGAUCAGCUGCGGCACCUGGAUCUUGAGGCAGUGCCCAUUGUGAGCGUCAACAACGCGCAGCUGCAAGAGGACCGAGACGCAGGGCCCGAGCAAAGGCGCCAGACUCACAUCGAGCUGCGCGCGCGGCGGCGUAGGAUGCUUGAGCGCCUGGGCAACCUGGGAGCGGAGCUCGAGAGCGUUGAGCAGGAGGCGGUCCAGCAGAGAACGACGAGGAGGCAGCUGGAGGAGGAAGGCCCUCGGAAGGAGGAGGAGAAGAAGGAUUUGGAUCACGAGAAGCAGCAACAACAUCUGCAAUGCGCUGAGAUGCAGAUGCAUCUCGACCAAGAGCAGCAGAAGCAGCAUCAAAAACUCCCCAUUGCGCAUGUCCGGGAGGAUGACCCCGACGCGCUGGAGGAGCGGCGGAAGCACCGGCCGCAGACCUCGGAUCGCUGCCAAGCGCUACACGGAUCUCUCCACAGCUCCCGGGUGCGGGAGGCUGAAUUGCAGCAGCUGGCGCGCGACCGCAAAGGCAAUGCUGAUCAGGUAGAGCAGGAUCUGUCCCGGGUGCGCAAGGAGGUCGACUCCCUUCGUCAGAAAUCGAAGGAGGCUCCGAGCUCCAGGAACGAACUGCCCAGCAGCCAGGGCAUGUCGUCGGACUCUGGCCUCAGUGCGGCGAAGCAGGAGUUCUCGAGGCGCUACUCCACUGAGUCGACCCUGUCUACGCCGCCGUCUCCAGCGGUUAGUGCGCGGGCACUGCGGCCUGUAGCCACACCGUGUCCGAAAGCAAAUGUGCAGCCGCUGGAGGAUGAGGACAUGAUGGACUUCGCAGCGCCCGCCAAGCUGAGGAAGAAAGGUAGCGUCGGCUUCGGCUUUGGGCGCGGUCACCGCGAUGCGGGCUGUGAAGUGCGGAAGCAUGGAUAGCAUGAUGGAUUACAUCGGUGACACAACAUCUAAGAACAAUGAAGCAAGAAUUGUUCCUGGCAGAGUGGGUUGCCACCGGCAGCACCGAGCUUGGAAGCACGCGGCACACGUGCCAUAAUCUGCUAAGUCCGAUUCAUCAGUUCGCCUCUGUUUUCUUUGGGUGAUUCACUCACCUUGUCCAUACGACCAGUUGUGCGACUUCCAGCUAGAGCUUUGCCUCUUGCGAUGGUUCUCCUUUCGCUUCUGCCAUCAGGCGCUUGGUGCGAAUCCGGACCGCCGCAGGUGAGACACAGCACGGCGCAAGAGGCGGUGGCUCAGCGGCGAAAGCCACACCAGAGUCUCAAGGCUCUCUUCGCCUGAUCGCAUAGGUUGCCCGUGUUUCUUUUAAUGCCUGUAAUUCGCAGCUCCUCGACCUGUCAAACGAGAAAGAGGU
Effrenium voratum is the source of this 1563-nucleotide messenger RNA. NCBI's taxonomy places the organism in Eukaryota, Dinophyceae, Suessiales, Symbiodiniaceae. The record is from the annotation of a GenBank genome assembly.